This is a messenger RNA of Motacilla alba alba, 6242 nucleotides long. RefSeq names its product solute carrier family 6 member 12 (gene SLC6A12). Gene Ontology annotation, biological process: sodium ion transmembrane transport. The record is from RefSeq and is a predicted model, not a curated record. Gene Ontology annotation, cellular component: membrane. Lineage: Eukaryota; Metazoa; Chordata; Aves; Passeriformes; Motacillidae. The transcript has 15 exons. Bases 1401 to 3227 code for a protein of 608 amino acids.
GUCCUGCAGGAAUCCAGGUGUAUUUUUGUUUUCCCAGCAAUAAAUCUUUUGGGGGAAAAAAAUUGUGGCCAUCUCCAUGCACCAAGCCCAAUACUGUACCAUUUCCUAUGGAGCUGCAUAGAGGGAGCUCACUGCUCUCUGUGGGAAGAUGACAGACUGCAGGUCAUUUCUGUGAAGGGCAAAAAAACCAUCUCCUCCAAGUGCUGAGGGCUGAAAAUACAGCAGAGCACCUCCAGAAGAGACAGGUGGGGUCAGAGGGAGCUGAGGAGGGGAGGUGGUGGUGGUUGAGAGGGUCCAGAGGCGGGGUAGACUGUGGAUUGCAUCAAGAUGGCUUUUUAGCAGUUGGGAAAACUUUGUGGCAGAGGAAAAAAAGAGGCUGGGAAUGAACUAGUCAUAGGAUUUUUCUCCAAACUUUGGUGAAGGAACAGCAGAAAAAUUGCAGGCGAGCAGUGAGGGGCACAGGCUUUACUCCAAACUCAUGUAUUAAGGAGGGGGCAACCAAAGGAAGAGGAAAAUGUUUGCCUGUUUGGGAGGAUGUGACCCAGUAGGUGGCUGUGACUGCUGUGGGAGAACCAAAUUGUUCCUAGCUGGAAACAAGAAGUUAUUUGAGUUCCCAUCUGGCCUAAGAACAUAUAGAGCAGGGACACAGUAGGAUUAAAUGUUUAGGAAAUGGGCCAGGAGAUGUAUGAAUAGGCUUUCUCAUAGAAGCAGUAGGUGAAGCAGAGAGGGAAGUAGUGGGGAUGUGUAAUGUGCAUGGCUUUGUCUGGGAAAGGAGAAGUUUUAUUUCAUGCCAUGAAGGGCCAGAACUUUGAGCACCAGUUUAAUCCACCAUCUGUACCCACUUGAAAAGGCUUGAUUUCAUAGCCAGGGUGCUUUCCCUCUUCUUAGAAUAGGAAAAUGAAGGCAGAAGUGCUGUGUCUCCCCUGCUGCUCUGUGUUUCUGCCAGCAGUGUUUCUCAUUGCAGCAUCACAAAUUCUCUCUUUCAUGUUGGCUUAUUCAGGAGUUAGAGGACAGACAAAAAGUCCUGGUCCAGGUGUCCCUGAGCUGGAGGCUGGAGGCAGGGUUGGGGCUUGGGACUGGCACUCAUUCAUUUCCUUCCCAGGGCUAGGUGAGAGGAGGUGAUUCUCUGAUUGUGACCUUCCUCUGCACCCAUGUGUGAAACAGGUCUAGCAAAAAUGAAAAAAACCCCACAAAUAGUAGUAGAAAUAGGCUGGCUCUUGGAUCCACCUUAUAUUAAAAGAAUAAAACUAAAGAAUUAGCUAGGCUUGUCCUGCCAGCUUCCUGGGACAUCCUCAACAAACCCAAACUUCACCAUCGCUGUACUUGGUAACGUGCCCUGGACUGCAGCAAAUUGGAAUGUGCCAAGGACCGUGACAGAUCAAACAUAUUUCAUUAAAACCAUGACAAGAGCCAUAUCCAAGGAAGGAGAACGCAAUGGGGCCACCACAUCUCCCGAAGAGAUAAAAAUAGAGGGAAUGGAAGAGAGAGGCCAGUGGCGGAACAAAAUGGAGUUUGUGCUGUCUGUGGCUGGGGAGAUCAUUGGCCUGGGUAACGUGUGGAGGUUCCCAUACCUCUGCUACAAGAAUGGUGGUGGAGCCUUCCUCAUCCCUUAUCUCAUCUUCCUCUUCACCUGUGGGAUCCCCCUGUUCUUCCUGGAGACGGCGCUGGGGCAGUUCACGAGCCAGGGAGGGGUGACAGCCUGGAGGAAGAUCUGUCCCAUCUUUGAAGGAAUUGGAUAUGCCUCCCAAGUCAUUGUGGGAUAUCUGAAUAUCUACUACAUCAUCAUCUUGUCCUGGGCACUGUUCUACCUGUUCAGCUCCUUCACUGCAGUGCUACCAUGGGCCAGCUGCAAUAACCCCUGGAACUCAGAUCUCUGUGUGGACAUUCUGAAUAGAUCCGGCCUGGACAACAGGACCUUGCCUUCGAACGCCACCUCCUCAAUGAUUGAGUUUUGGGAGAAGCGAGUGCUGGGGCUCACGGAUGGUAUUCACAAACUGGGCACUGUGCGCUGGGAGCUGGCUCUGUGUCUCCUGCUGGCGUGGAUCAUCUGCUACUUCUGCAUCUGGAAAGGGGUCAAGUCCACAGGCAAAGUCGUUUACUUCACUGCCACCUUCCCAUAUGUGAUGCUCCUCAUCCUGCUGGUUCGAGGGGUCAUGCUGCCAGGGGCUGCUGAGGGGAUCAUUUUCUACCUGAAGCCAGACAUCUCCAGGCUGGCAGACCCACAGGUCUGGAUGGAUGCAGGCACUCAAAUCCUCUUCUCCUAUGCCAUCUGCGAGGGGUGCCUGACAGCUCUGGGCAGCUACAACAAAUACACCAACAACUGUUACAGGGACUGCAUCAUGCUCUGCUCCCUGAACAGUGCCACCAGCUUUGUUGCUGGCUUUGCCAUUUUCUCUGUGCUGGGCUUCAUGGCUCGAGAGCAGGGCGUGCCUAUUUCAGAAGUGGCCGAAUCAGGUCCUGGCCUGGCUUUCAUAGCAUAUCCGACAGCAGUAACAAUGAUGCCUGUGUCUCAGCUCUGGUCCUGCCUCUUCUUCCUCAUGCUGAUCUUCUUGGGACUGGACAGCCAGUUUGUCUGUGUGGAAAGCAUGGUGACAGCUAUUAUUGACAUGUUCCCAGGAGUGUUUCGGAAGAAGGGGCGUCGGGAGCUGCUGAUCCUGGCCAUUGCAGUCAUAGGCUACUUGCUGGGCUUGUUGCUGGUCACUGAGGGUGGCAUGUACAUCUUCCAGCUCUUUGACUACUAUGCUGCCAGCGGCACAUGUCUGCUCUUCCUGGCUAUUUUUGAAGUCAUCUGCAUAGGAUGGGUGUAUGGUGCCAACCGUUUCUAUGACAACAUUGAGGACAUGAUUGGUUACCGGCCGUGGCCCUUGAUCAAGAUAUGCUGGCUGGUGUUCACCCCGGGUCUGUGCUUGGGCGUCUUCCUGUUUUCCCUGAUCAAGUACGCACCCUUGAAAUACAACAAUUCCUACGAGUACCCACCGUGGGGCUACAUGCUAGGCUGGCUGAUGGCACUCUCCUCCAUGGUCUGUAUUCCUCUCUAUGCCAUCUUCAUCCUCCUGAAAACCAAAGGACCCCUGAAACAGCGACUGAUGCAGCUGAUUUCCCCAGCGGAGGAUCUACCACAACCAAAGAAGAAGCACGUGGCGAGGCCGUCUGAUCUGAGGCGUGAGGGAUGGUCUCCUCCAGCCCAGGAGCUGCUCAGCAUCACAGAGAGAGAAACCCACUUCUAGGGCACCUGGGAUGUUUCCUCCAUAACCCAGACUGAUUUGCUCUCUCCUUCCCAAAGUGGUUUCUUUUCCCUUCUCUCCUUCAUGUCUGUGAUGGAAGCAUCUAGGACAAUUUGUUUCCUUCCAGCCAGCUGGUUGCACCCACUGGCAACAGCAUUUCUUUUACACCCUGGGGACAACUCUUCUGCCAGCAGCUGUGGAGAUUGCAGAACGCUUUUGUCAGAAGUGCCCUUCAUUAUUGACACUGGUUGAGAAGAGAAAAACAUUGUAACAAAAAUGGGAAAAAAAAAGUGCAUUUGUGUUGGGAGGAGGAAAGAAACCACAGUGGUUAGGGUGGGGAGAGAGAGCAGAGAUUCAAGGUGUGAAGGAGCAAAGUUAGGAAACCCAGUAAAUGAUGGGGUGCUAGCAUGGGAAAUAAGUAAGUUGGUUCAGAAGUGCAUAAGAAGCUGGAGGAUGACAAAGGAAAGUGCAUUACUAGGUCACCUCUGUAGAAGGGAGAGAGAGCCAGGAACAUAUCACAGCCAAUGACAAAAGGAGGCUGCACUGUCACUAGUUACAGCUUCAGCUGUCGCUGGAAGGGAAAGGAGUGACAGGGUGCUCGAUGCAAUCGUAGUUGUUGAUGAUGGAUCUCAAGGCAGUCUCAGUCUAGAAAAGGGAGUGAGGAAUGACUAUCUAAGGGGACUUGCUCUUGGUCAAAACUACACGGCCCAGUGAAAACGCAUCCAAGAGUGAAACUGAUGAACAUUUGACAAUUCUUUCAGAAAAUUCAUGGAGCGCAGGAAAAGUCCCAAAGCAGUUGGUAAGAAAAAGAAAAAGAGCUGCAGCACAGCUGGGAAAAUGAGACCCUGAGGACUACACGCCCACAAAUUUAACUGCACUGCUGGGGCAUUUUGUAGAGGAAUUAUAGAAGGAGUUGAUGGGCCUGAUUCUUUGCUCCAGGCUAGCUUUGGGAAAGGGGUGGGAAAAUGAUUGCACUUCCUUGGCUUUGCUGUGGAUGACGGUUCAGGGGAUAAGGAAGACAUAAUCGGGUGCAAUAAUCAUCAGCUCAGGCAAGAUAAAGCAAAAUUAAUAGGUAGCAUGGGUUCACUGGAAGCAGAUUGUGUCGAAUUAAAGGUUGGUUGUUGCCAGGGUAGUCAAAAAUGUGAGGCAAUGGGUGGGAGGAAAUGUGCUCUGCUGCCGGGUUUGGUGCAGUGCCAGGUGACUCUGUCCUGUGGAGGCUGGGGCUGUAAAGAUCCCUGCCAAAUCCUGUUUUAAUGCCCAUCAAAAAUUCACAGUUAAACCCACCAGAAAAGCCAGUGGCAGGACGCACCUGAAGCUUUGCUGUGGUCAAAGGUCACUGGUGCAUGGCUGUGCUGCAAUAUUGGUGAAUCCAACCAUGCCAGAGAAUGACCAUCAAAAUGAAUCACAGAUGCUACAGGCUCCUUUCCCCUGUUCCUUGUUCCAAGUAAUUGCUUUUCCCUGUGCUGUAUGGAGAUAAACGACCGGCACCAAAAGUGAGCACAGAAAUCAGGCCUCAUCUGUGCAGCUUGGUACCUAUUCCAAUUGCUAUGGGAACCUUAUCUGCUGCAGUUUCCUCUGAGUUUAACUGGAGAAUUAGCAUAGGGCAAUCUUUUCCCCAUUUAAUUUCCUUUCCUUUAAAAACUAAAAGCUACAAACUGCUGGUGAAAUGAACACUGGAAGUCAAGUAUCAGAAUUUGUACCUCUCUGGCACAUUAUCAUUUAAGAUGUUUUACUGUGGAAGAUGGAGAAGGCUGGCAAACCUCAUUCACAUUCCCUGCAAAGGACUGCAGCACCACAUAAGACACCAUUUAUUGUAUUUUAUUUUUCAAAGAGCUGAAUGUCAUGCUGCAAAUAGCUGUGGGAAGAGCUUAACACCCAGAGGCUUGAAGUCAGGCCUCAUGGUAAGAAGUUUGGUGAUUUUUUCCUCUCCCUCCCACCAAUGUUGCUCAUAAUUUGGUGGGGGAAGCAGCUUCCCCCAGUCUUGAUUCCUGUACAAUCCUUGGUAGGACAUUUAGCCCCUUUCCUCCUGCUGCCAUGCCUUUAAGAUAUGAGGUAGUGUCGUGCUGUCAGAGAAGUCCUGGAGAUCUGUCCACUUCUUUUUCUGAGGCAGUUGAGUAACACUGCAAAAAUCCUAGAUAGAAACAAGUAACUCUUCAGUUUGGAACACAGAUGUGGUGCUGUGUUAUUGACUGCAUGAACUUAUUCCUCUUGCUUAUGUGUAAUCUGACAAUAACAUCCCACCUCUGCCAGGAGGCAACUUAUUUUAAUGAAGCUAGAGGAGGUAUUGGUGUGCCCAUUUAAAGCAAUCAUAAAAUUCCCAGGAUCAGGACAUUAAUCCAGUUUCUUUGGAUGGAAUUGACAAAGUCAAGUCCAGGAAUUUUAAGUCAAAGCUCAGUGACCCAGUGUCAUUUAAUUCCCUUUCCUUUAAAAACUGAAACACCCACACACACCCAGCUGGGGGAACUGGGGGGAAUGCCAUCAGUGUCUGUCUUUUGCUGUGCCAGCUCCCGGCACAAUUAGAGACUGAGUAGUGGUUUGUUAGAUUUCUACAAAUGUCUUAGGCAUUGCUGCAUGCAUGUGACAGAUCUGGCAGGUCUCCAUCAACCCCUGGAACUGGGCACCUCUGGAGAACUCUGAGUCUGAUGGGAAACUGCUCCUGUCCUGCACACCACCAGGAAUACACUACUGAAGGAUCGGUAUGGAGAGGAGGGAGAGAUUUUUUUUUCGCCCUGUAAUUGUUGAUAACAUGCCAAGACACGAUGCAUUUGGAGCUGAAGUCCAAGAGAAGGUACGAGGUUUUCAUACUGUGCUACUCCUCCCAGCUGGAAUUAAAACACUGCAUACAGAAGAAAGGACAUACACCUAUAAACACCUAACUACCACUUCAGGGUUUCCAGUUUGUUUGUUGUUCUGGUUGUGUUUUUUGGGGGUUUUUUUGUGGUUUUUUUUUCUUCAUAAAAAAGCCAUUUUCACCCCUGUCUCCAGAAGGAAAGGACAUGAACAGAGUUUGUUAAAAAA